Molecule: messenger RNA, 3678 nt
Organism: Salvia miltiorrhiza (redroot sage)
Lineage: Eukaryota; Viridiplantae; Streptophyta; Magnoliopsida; Lamiales; Lamiaceae
Exons: 3
Coding region: 1-3678 (1225 amino acids)
Molecular function (GO): nucleic acid binding; RNA-DNA hybrid ribonuclease activity
Source: RefSeq, a predicted model, not a curated record
AUGGUCCCUCGUCAUCAAAACUGUAGACUCCCUCGGAGAUCUAAUAUCUGGUUUCUUGCUCAUCCGGAUGUGGUUUCUAGCAUUGUCUUUUCUUCCAGUCAGGUGAUUGUAGCAGAUUGCAUUUGGAUGUCGCGGCAUUUUCGAGUGGCUGUGGUGCAUGGGGCUAACAACCAGGUUGCUCGUCGCCAACUCUGGGCGGAUCUCCUUCAUUUCACCGAUGGUAAUACGGUGGUUAUUGGUGAUUUUAACGCGGUUAAGGGAGCUAAUGAACGACUGAGCUCGGCCGUUACUAACAGAAGCUCGUGUCGGGAGUUCUGUGCUUUUAUUGAUGCCUCGGGUUUCAUUGAGUCUCCCACCUCGGGAGGAUUUGAGUCGAUGUGGUCCAACAUUGUGACUCAUGCUCUUCCUCGAUUGACCUCGGAUCACUCUCCGUUGAUCUUGAUUUGCCGUGCUGAUUCUGGUCAGGGAAGGCGGUCCUUCAAAUUCCUCAAUAUGUGGGUUACUCAUCCAAAUUUUCAAGAGUUGGCUGCUCUUGGGACUCUUCUGAAUAGGAAGUCUAUUCUUCUUCAACAAAAGAGCAGAGCGAACUGGCUAAAUGAUGGUGAUCGUAAUUCGUCCUUUUUUCAUCACUUGAUUAAGUUUCGUAAAAGAGCGCUAAGGAUUGAACAUCUUAAGAUUGGAGACAAUAUGGUUUAUGAUCAUAGUAUCAUUGAAGCCCACAUCAUUGAUUUUUUCUCGAAUCUUUUUCGAGAGGAAGGGCAACGCAAUGUGGACAGAGUUAUGCUGGAGGCUAUUAUUGAUGAGUGGGUUACGGAGGAGCAAAAUAACACACUCAUUCGAAUACCAGAUGACGAGGAAAUCGCGGCUGCUGUUUUUGGAAUGGAUUCUAACAGUGCUCCGGGCCCGGAUGGUUUUUCUGGUUCGUUCUUUCAGAAUUGUUGGAGUAUCAUUAAAACUGACAUUGUUGUUGCUGUAAAGGCUUUCUUUUUAAAGAGUUAUUUGCCGACUGGUUGUAAUGCGAGUACUUUGAUUCUCAUUCCGAAGAAGGAGGCGGUGGACACUGUUGCUGAUCUUAGACUGAUCAUCCUCUCAAACUUCUUUUUUAAGAUCAUCUCGAAGAUUUUAGCUACGAGGUUGGGCGAUAUUGCUUCGAGAGGCGUCUCUCAGAAUCAGUUUGGGUUUAUUAGUGGCCGCUCCAUUCAUGAUUGUAUUGUGAUGGGCUCGGAGGGUUUUAGCUGUAUGAACAGAACUGGGCGUCGUUCGAACAUGGCUUGCAAGAUUGACAUCCGAAAAGCGUUUGAUACGAUGAACUGGAAUUUUAUUUUGCAGGUGCUUCGGGUGAAUGGCUUUCAUGAGAGAUUCAUUCAGUGGAUUUCGAUUAUCUUCAGCUCGGCUCGAAUUUCCAUUCUUUAUAAUGGACAGCUCAGUGGUUAUUUCGCUUGUUCUCGUGGUGUGCGGCAAGGCGACCCCCUGUCUCCGAUCCUUUUUGGUAUAGCGGAAGACGUGCUGAGUCAUCUUUUUUUGAACUGUGUGCGGUCAGGACACCUUGUGCCUAUGGACUACAGUCGCACUACCCAUUUCCCCACUCACCUGCUUUACGCGGAUGAUAUUUUAAUCUUUUGCAAAGCCUCGGUGAAAAAUGCUCGUAAAAUCAAAGAGAUUCUGGAGUUGUAUGGUGAUCUUGCUGGACAGAUUUGCAGUCCGGAAAAAUCCCGUAUUUUUUUCUCUGAAAAAGUCCAGCCGGGAUUGAGACAUGGGGUUUCGAGAUGUCUGGGUUUCGCUUCGGGAGAUCUGCCGGUCAUUUACUUGGGGGUUCCUUUGUUUGUUGGCAGAAUCAGGGCUUCUUAUUUUGAUUCUAUACAUGAUCGUAUUGUACAGAAAUUUGCUCGUUGGAAAGGUCUUCAUCUGUCUAUGGCAGGUCGUAUUUGCUUGGUUCGGUCGGUCAUUCAGAGCUCUGUCACGCACUCAAUGAUGAUUUAUCGUUGGCCAAAGUCGCUAAUACACAAUUUGGAUAGAUGCUGUCGCAAUUUCAUUUGGUCGGGUAGUAUUGACACGAAACCGGUUUGUACGGUUAGAUGGUCCAGAGUUUGCAGCUCUCGUGCGGAGGGAGGUUUAGGGGUGCGCUCGUUCUCUGCUAUGAAUGCUAGUUUUCUGAUGAAAUUAGCCUGGCGUCUUGUGAAAGGUAAAGAUCUUAUGGCGGCCACCUUGAGAACGAGGUAUCUCAAUUGUUUUGAUCAAGCGAAGAAUAAUAUUGCUUCCUCCCCGUUUUGGACAAGUAUUCGUGAUCAUGUGAGUCAGUUAGUUGAGGACUCUUAUUCUCUUAUUGGGGUGGGUGCUGCUACAAUGUUCUGGUGCGAUGAUUGGCUUGGCUAUAAAUUGAUUGAUAAGCUAAAGAUACCCUGCUACAUGUUAGAUUUCCUUACUCAGGCCGUGGAUGAGUAUUUUUUUGAUGGAAUCUGGCACUUCUCUGAAGAUUUCAUAAUCAACUAUCCUGAUAUUGUUAUUGAUAUUCUUCUUCUUCCUAUUGGUGGUGAUGAGGACACUCGUUUCUGGAAGCAUUCGGUUAGUGGAGAGGUCACUUCUGCCUCGGCCUACUCUCAUUCGAGCCAGGAUUUCCCUAAAGUUCUUUGGGGUAAAUGGAUUUGGGAGCUUUUCAUUCCGGAGAGACGUUCGAUUGUGUGCUGGCGUAUUAUUCACCAACGCUUGCCGACGGUGGAUAAUCUCAUCCGCCGGGGAAUUCAGGGUCCAAAUCGUUGUGCUUUGUGUAAGACUGCGGAGGAGUCGAUAAAUCACUUAUUUUGGGAUUGUGAGAUGAUUAAGCCUAUUUGGAGAGAGUUUUUGCAUUGGUUUAAACAAGAGGAUUUAAUGCAAUGUGUUGAUAUUCACAGUUUCAUGGUUAGCGCCUGGUCCUUGGAUUGCAGCUCGCUGAUCAAAACAUUUUGGAAGGUGGGUAUUAUUAAUAUUUUGUGGAAAAUAUGGGAUUGUCGUAAUCAUGCUAUUUUUGAUGAUUUGGAGUUUAACGCCAUAAUGAUUAAGAGCUUUAUCAAAGCGAGUUUUAGAGAGGUGGAUCAGCACUUCAAAAAACUAGGUAAUUCUGAUAAUACCUGGUCGGAUUAUCUCAUUUUGCGUUCGAUUGAUGUGGCCACUAGAGCCAAGCCACCGCCGACGAUGAUUGAGGUACAUUGGUGGCCUCCAGCUGUUAGUUGGAUGAAGGUCAAUACGGAUGGCUCGGCUCAUGGGACGCCGGGCAGUAUUGCUGCGGGGGGAGUCUUUAGAGACAGCUGGGGCUGGGUUCGAGGCUGCUUUCAUUUUAAGGGUGGGCGCGGUUUUGCCUUUGAAGCCGAGCUUCUGGCGGUGAUCCAUGCAAUCUCGAUUGCCCAUAAUCGAGGUUGGUUUUCUUUAUGGGUGGAAGCCGACUCUGCUUAUGUGGUUCGGCUUCUUCAGGCGAGAAGCAUGGACGUUCCUUGGCGCUUCAUGGGUCUUUGGAAGCAAACCAUUUUGAAGUUGUCAAACUUCAAUAUGCAGGUGUCGCACAUUUAUCGUGAAGGAAACAGCGCUGCGGACAUUAUGGCAAACCAUGAUCGACAUGAGGGGUGGUGGCCUUUUGCCAUUGAGGAGAUAAAAUUGGCAACCAAUUUGGAUAUGGCAACGCAUAGUGCGAUUCGCAUCAAGACUUGA